Messenger RNA from Penicillium olsonii, 2865 nucleotides. The record is from the annotation of a GenBank genome assembly. NCBI's taxonomy places the organism in Eukaryota, Fungi, Ascomycota, Eurotiomycetes, Eurotiales, Aspergillaceae.
AUGAGUUGCCGCAUGUUCACGGACCCAAUCUCUGCUGUUGAUCCCAAGGUCGUUGAUCUUGAGAACAAAAGUGUCGCAAACUUCCUCGCGGACCAAAAGGCCGGGAAAGCCCGUCCAUCUGAUGCCACGGGUGUUGCACUUGCCUAUCGUCCUGGUUAUGGAACCUUGGGACGCCCUCUGAAUUACCGGGCAAAUAUGUUUGCGAUGGACUUGAGGCCUGGCAUGGUUCUGCAUUCAUACCGGCUGAAGUUCAGUCCAACGGAUGUCACUAGAAGCCAGCAGACGUUCAUCAUCAAACACAUGCUUCGUCUGUACGCUCCUUUUGUACAGAAAGGUGUCCAGAUUGCUACGGAUGGCGCAACCGAAGUGGUGACUCUGGAGCCUCUGCCAGAAAACCGAGGGGUUCAUCGUGUCUCUAUGUCAACCGGAAAGGGAGCUGACAAAAGUGGACAACGUUCUCAACGCACCCAAGAAGCUCAAUCUGAGCGUCGAGGUUCCAGUGGGCCUUGGGUUGUCACCGUGGAAUACAAAGAGUCGCAGCCCGUUCAAAGUGUCCUUGAUAACAUUCGUGAUCCCAAUUUCCGAAAGGUUGUUCCCAACAGGGAUACCUCAGAUAUUGAGGGCACCCAUGUGACACGUGCUGAGACAAAUGUCGUGCGAAUGCUCAACAUCUUGAUGAGUGCCUACCCAAACAGGACCCCCGGGACCUACAUUGUUGGGAAGGGGCGCAACAAAGUCUUCCGGCUGGAUGAUGACAAGCAGAGCAUGUAUCUAGGGGGUGGCAUUGAGGCUGUCCGUGGCUACUACUCGAGUGUUCGGCUGGCAGCAGGGCAUGUCAUGCUCAACUUGAACAUUAGUCACAGUGCAAUGUUCCGUCCUGGGUCACUCAUCAGGAUGAUUGACGAGUUUGUCAAGGUGCAUGGCGAGAACCGUGAGCUUCUAAACAGCUGGCUCUCCCGUUUGAAAGUGUAUGCUAUUCAUCUUCCAAAGAGGGAGAAUGGCGAUGGGGAGAUGGAAUUUCCCAUCAAGCACAUAAUCGGCUGUGCCAGACCUGGAGAUGGAGCCAAGGACGAGCCUCGCCCCAAAGUUAAAGAUUUGGCAUCCUGUGCAAACAACGUGCAGUUUGGGAUCCGAAAGGAUAAUGGCACCAGCGAAUACAUUACGGUGACUGAGUAUUACCGUCGCGCCCACAACCGGCAGCUCAAAUAUGCUGGCACUCAUCCCAUCGUCAAUGUUGGAAGCAGAGACCACGCCAGUUACCUUCCAGCGGAACUCUGCGAGAUUGUUCCGGGCCAGAUUUUCGGAGGAACUCAGUCUGGAGGCAUGUCUUCCAAUAUGAUCAAGUUCAGCUGUCGGCGUCCUCCCCAAAACUACGACUCCAUCAUGAAAGAUGGCAUGGAUAUCUUGGGGAUUGAACAGGAGACCAUGGCAGUCGGCAUCAGGCCUCGCAAGCAGAUGUCAAUUGUGCCCGCGCGCAUCUUGGAUCCUCCAAACCUCAUUUACAAAAAGAAAGUCACCAAGCCUCGUGCGGGCUCGUGGAACCUGGCAGAUACAAAGUUCAGCGAGGGUGCACGGAUUCAAAGCUGGACGUGCCUCACCGUUCGCAAGCAAGGAAGACCUUCUGCGAGCGUCGACCAGGAGAUGAACAUACUGUACAAGAAGCUGCGAGGUCACGGACUCACUCUCCCGCCUCCUGAGAGACCAUUCAUCACUGUUGACCUGACGUUUGAUCUUUGCAAGAAUCGCGAUACACUCGAGGCCGCCUUGAAGAAAACAAGCAAAUUCGAACUGUUGAUUGUUAUCCUGCCAGAUACAGAGGCUGCUACUUUUGAUUGGAUCAAGCUGAUCGGUGAUAUCAGGGUUGGGAUCUUGACUCACUGCAUGAUCCUUGAGAAAUUCAAGAAGCAACAAGGCCAGGAUCAAUACAUCAGUAACAACGCCAUGAAAAUCAACCUCAAGAUGGGCGGUUCCAACCAGGCCUUGGAACCAAACAAUCUCAAGUUUAUUUCGCAGGGAAAGACCAUGGUCGUUGGCUUGGAUGUUACUCAUCCAGCUGCCGGAGAAAGCUGGAUGCCUAGUAUCGCCGGUAUCGUGGCUUCUGUUGACGGUCAAAUGGGACAGUGGCCCGGUGAGGUUCGACCACAGGCGAGCCGCAGUGAGGAGAUUGUCUGUCUUGAAACCUUGUUGCUGGCACGGCUAGAUCUCUGGAUCAAACACAACAAGGAACCUCCAGCCAACAUCCUCAUUUACCGUGAUGGUGUGAGCGAGGGCCAAUUCAUGAUGGUGCUCAAGGAGGAGCUUCCCCGGGUUCGCCAGGCUGCUGCGAAACUCUGCCAAUACCGUGCUGAGUACAAGAAAUUCGAGUACUACGAUCCCAAGGUCACUGUCAUCAUCUCCGGGAAACGCCACCAUGUCCGCUUCUAUCCAACCAAGGCAGCGGAUGCUGAUCGAACCAAUAACCCAAUCAAUGGAGCUAUUGUUGACCGUGUUGUCACUCGCCCCAUGUAUUGGGAGUUUUAUCUGCAGGCUCAAUCUCCCCUGCAGGGAUCUGCUCGUCCGGCCCAUUACAUUGUUGUCCACGAUGAAAUCUUUACCGACCCCAAGAUCAGUUCUGGGAAGCCUGCGGAUGUGGUUCAAGCAGUAACCCAUAAUAUCUGCUACAUGAUGGGCCGUGCCACGCGCUCCAUCAGCUAUGCCACUCCUGCCUUCUUGGCGGAUCGAUACUGUGACCGGGCUCGUAAGUACGUGGCUGCGCAAAACGCCGUGGACAAGUCCGAACCCGGCAAGCACAAGCGGGACAAGGCCAAUGAGGCAAUGCCCAUGGCUGUCAACUCCCACUUUUCUCACAGCAUGGUUUACAUCUAG